GCGAUCACCCCAUUUUUCCGCUGCAUGAGGAGCUCGUUAUUGUGUGAGGUUGUUAUUAUGUAGAUUUGUUGAUUUGUAAACACAAUUUAAAAACUUAAUUUUAUAUGUGAGGUUAUUACAAGUAUCGUAAUAUUCCAUUAGUAUUAUAUUCGAUCCUAAAAGAAAAAUCAGGCUACUACUAUAGUUUAUUGAUAAAGCAAUACAGUGAUAAAUGUAACAUAUAAGCCUACUUAUAAAGGAAUAUCUCAGUUGGUGAUGGGGGUUAGAGGAUUGCAAACUUAUUUAGAGCAAUGCUGUCAAUCAGCUUCUCCCACCGUUAGCAUUUCAGAUCUUGCAUCAAACAUCAGGGAAAGUUCAUAUAGCCCUGAUCAAGAGCUUAUUAUUGUUGUGGAUGGAUCAUCAUGUAUACGACAUCUCUAUGGUAACCUGGAGUGGAUUGGAGGUGCCCAAUUAAAGCAGUAUGGUGAAAAAGCUCAACAUUUUGUUCAAGCGUUUGCUAACUUAGGAAUACGUCUUGUCUUCUUUUUUGACGGUCCAACCGCAGAAAAAAAACGGAAAACAUGGGUUGAAAGAAGGAUGAGCAAAUUAGGUUCAAUGUAUAUAGUAUUAGAUGCAAUAAGUAAUGGGACACCUACCCAUGUGAUACCUAAGAAACACUUUCAUUUACCUCCAGGAAUGGGACAACUUUCUCGUGUGAUUUUUAAGACUGUAUGUCAUUGCGAGGUAUACCAGUCCCUGACAGAAUGUGAUGAGGAGAUAGCAGAAUACGCCAGGAACAACAGAGUGUUUGCUAUUCUGGGACAGGACUCUGACUAUGUGAUAAUGGACACAGGGAACACUUUGUACUUGUCAAUAGAACACCUGAACCUGAGGAACAUGACCACCCGACUGUACGAUCGCUGGGAGUUGGCCCGCAGUCUCAGGUUACACCCCUCUCAGCUUCCAUUGUUGGCAACAUUCAUGGGAAAUGACAUCAUUACUGCUCAAGACCUAAGGCCUUUCCAUCUCAAUGUGAUAAGACAGCCUGUCUACAACAGAAAUAUAAAUUUCAGGAUGUUAGUGCCAAACAUAGCCAUGUUUGUUCGUACCUUACCUCUUGAUGAAACUCAACUAUUCAGCAUAUUACCUGACGUAGCCAUAAGAACGUUAGGUCAUCACUCAAGGGACAGAGACAUUAUUACCAGUUUGUACAGCUACAAGUCACAUGCUAUAGAUCAUAAAAGAGAAGGAAUAGAUAUGAAUGAUCACUGGUCAAGAUUGGUUGCUGAGGCAAGAUACAGACACCAAAUCAACGAGUUGCCUAGCAUGGUGUAUGCAAUCAUGAGUGGCCUACCUUUUGAAAGUGCCACUUCCAUUGAAGAUUUCCGUAAAAAUGAUCUCCCAACAUUUGCUUCGGCAACACAGCCCAUCAGAGAGCGAAUUUACGGGAUACUACUGCAGGAGAAGCCUCUACCAGAGUCCGGGGCACAUCUGGUACCGGAGUGGUGUAUGGCCGGACCGGGGAGUUUGGACCAGCCCAACUAUGUUCCUGCCAUGCCACCUGUGUCUCCUCACCCAGGUCUUCUAGCAUUAUGGAAUGAUGGUCAACGGUAUUUGUCAGUGCGCUGGUCUCUGUUUGUAUCCAGUGUCUCCCAUAAACUAGAUGUCUCAAGAGUGAGAAGUACAGUGCCAUCAUACCUUGUCAUACCUACCCUUAUACUGUUUAACAUCAAUGAGUUGGGAUGUUUGUGCCCAUGGGAGGUGGAUGCCAUGCUUGCCACUGCCUCAUGUAUGAAGUACUACAAUGUGACCAAAUUGGCAGCACUGCCGUCUGACCCAGUUUCUGCUAGGGGUGUCAGAGUAGCCAAUCUUAUCAUGCGAUCGACAUUCAUCCUUUACUUUCUCCUCGCAUCAUGUGGCUAUCCCCUCACUCUGGAAGAGACUGCUCCAUGGCUGUUUUUUGACGGGAAGUUGUUCCAAAUUAAGUACAAUGAAGCUGGGUCAGGCUAUUCUCACAGUCGUCUUUGUGAUAACAGGGUGGAUGUUCUAGAGGUGUUCCAAGUGGCACGAUCUGUGGUGUUCUAUAAUGAUUACUAACUGACACUACUGAUUCACUAUUGUAUUUUUCUACAAAUCCAUUGCUUUGUAUUAAUAUUUGUAAAUUACAUGUUGUGCAGUUUU
Messenger RNA from Homalodisca vitripennis (glassy-winged sharpshooter), 2160 nucleotides. Its product is annotated as constitutive coactivator of peroxisome proliferator-activated receptor gamma-like. The transcript is spliced from 10 exons. The record is from RefSeq and is a predicted model, not a curated record. Lineage: Eukaryota; Metazoa; Arthropoda; Insecta; Hemiptera; Cicadellidae. Gene Ontology annotation, cellular component: nucleus. The coding region runs from base 256 to 2076 and encodes 606 amino acids.